GGGGCACCAAAAUGGUGGUCCCAUCAGCUCGAUUUCUUCGUCGUCUUCGCCAUUAAUUAUGGCGCUCGAAAACCGCAAUCAACAACAACAUUCUGGCACCGUGACGCCCUUCCCACCCCGAUUUUUCAGCUCGGCAACGGGAAAAAAUGAAGGAGCAUCCGAGAAAAAGGAAGAGUCAGAAGAGACUUCGAAGGAAAAAGAAGCGAAUACGACCGACGAGGAGAGUCUGAAAGAUACCGUUCGUCGAAUGCAGCGAGAAAAAGGCACGAAAGGUAGCGACGACGAUGAACGAGUGAACGACCUUCUGCGACAAGCCUCCCAAUUUUGGUCGACUGCAUCAGAUGAAAUAGGCAAGACAUGGGGAGAGCUUUUGCGAUCCGGUGAUCGCAAGGAUAUUAACAAAAAAAUCGGUCGCCCCCAAGAUACAGCGGAAGGCGAGGAAGAAUAUACAGGGCCUGUGUCAAUUAUGGUGAUAGAUGAAAGCGAAAAUCUUACUGCAUGGGAGCGAAUGCARAAACGAUUAACCGAAGCUCCAGUGAUCCAAGGUACAUAGUUUGAUCUGUCAUGCGGUGGAUGAAAUCGGCAAUGAUGCUAUUCGACGAAAACAAAAGAUGGAUGUAUUUUGAAAAUAAUGUUCCAUCGAAAAUUUCAAUACAGGUUGAAGUUGUUUCUCACGUUCAAACCCCAUUUGUGUAUUUCACAGACAUCCUAAGUCGGUCGGAAGAUAUUUAUGAAAAAUCUGGAGUAAAGAAAGCGAAACAAAAAGUUGAUCAUCUAACGGAGGAUGCCCGUGAAGCCUGGGAAACGAGUCAAAAUCCGUGGGUGUACCGUGUAAGCUCAGUAUACGAGACGAUGACUGCCGAAACACCAGAGUCGAUUGCUGUCGCUGAAUUGCGAAAGCUGGAUCCAGAAUUUACGCUAGACGACUGGCGUGAAGAUGUAGCUGAACACACCCUGCCUAAAAUUAUGGAGUGGCUCCUCGAGGGAAAAAUUAAUCAAUUAAAACCAUGGCUAGCAGAAGGCGUUUUCAAGAGAAUUGCAGCAGAGAUCACAGCUAGAAAACAGGAAGGAGUGCAAAUCGACACCCAUGUUCUGGGAAUUAUGAACUCGGAAAUUUUGGCUGUGGAACCUGAUGAAGUAGAAAAGGGGUCACCUAUUAUCGUUCUUCAUUUCAUGUGUCAACAAAUCAACUGUGUUCGGAAGAAAGACGACGGAACGAUCGUAGAGGGAUCAGAAGACGAAAUCAAAGCAAACAGUUACGUCGCAGCCUUCCAAAGAGAAUACAAUGAGAAGAAAGGCGAGUUAAAUUGGAAGAUAGUCGAUUUCAGGUUCAAUGGUGCUAUUGCGUACCUAUAAAAAGUCAGGUAGACAUUAACGAUACAGAACACUCGACUUUUACCUGGAUUCCUUCUAAGAAUAGAAUAUCCCUAUUGUG
Messenger RNA from Pseudo-nitzschia multistriata, 1435 nucleotides. The record is from the annotation of a GenBank genome assembly. NCBI's taxonomy places the organism in Eukaryota, Bacillariophyta, Bacillariophyceae, Bacillariales, Bacillariaceae.